Messenger RNA from Etheostoma cragini (Arkansas darter), 3040 nucleotides. RefSeq lists its product as uncharacterized. The transcript has 18 exons. Gene Ontology annotation, biological process: egg coat formation; positive regulation of acrosome reaction; binding of sperm to zona pellucida. Gene Ontology annotation, cellular component: extracellular matrix. NCBI's taxonomy places the organism in Eukaryota, Metazoa, Chordata, Actinopteri, Perciformes, Percidae. Gene Ontology annotation, molecular function: acrosin binding. The record is from RefSeq and is a predicted model, not a curated record.
GUAAGCUGAUUAGGGGAUAAUUAGACAGACACAGGUGUGCGGUGUUUCUCUUGAUAAAAAUGCGCCUCUGCUCAAUCUGUGUGUGCUUUCUAGUGGGUCAGACAGGAGGAGCACUUACAUUCUGCACUAAGUUGCUUUUUUCCAGUGGCAUUUAUGGAGGCCUUGUAUUUUUGGGUUAGUCUCCUUGUUGGACUCUGUAUUGGGUCAUCUGUUGCUUUUCCACCCAUACAUAAUACACAAGAUGCUUUACUUCAAACACCUCAGAUCACAGGGAGCUCCAAACACACUGAGCAACAAAAGGCUCCAGAACAAGAGCAGGUGAAUACUGUGAGAGUGACCUGCCAUCCAGACUCCUUGGAGAUCGUCAUCACAGCUGACCUGUUUGGUGUUGGAGCUCCUGUGAAUGUGGAUGAAUUGCGCCUUGGAGUGAAGCCCAAUGAAUACUGCCGAGCCACAGCGUCUUCAGUAGAUGAGUACAGAAUCCGUGUUGGACUUGUGGACUGCGGUACCAAGCACUGGAUGACCGAUGACUUUCUGGUCUUCACAAACCUCCUCAUAUACUCUCCUGUGGCCUCUUCAGCGGGGGUGGUUCGAAUGGAUGAGGCUGUAAUUCCAAUUGAGUGUCAUUAUGAGAGGAAGUACAGUUUGUCCAGUUCUUCACUUACACCUACCUGGAUCCCCUUCAUGUCUACCCUGUCUGCAGUGGAAACUUUGCAAUUUGACCUGAGAAUUAUGACAAGUGACUGGCAAUAUGAAAGAAGUUCUAAUGUGUUUUACCUCGGUGAGCCCUUUGGCAUCGAAGCAUCAGUCAGAGUGGGACAUCAUGUGGGGCUCCGGGUGUUUCUGAGCAGCUGUGUGGCCACACUUUCCCCAGACAUAUACUCUGUUCCCAGAUAUGUCUUCAUUGAAAAUGGGUGUUUGGUUGACUCCCAGCUUCCAGAUUCAAGGUCAAAGUUCUUAACCAGGACACAAGACGAGAAGCUCCAAUUGGUCAUUGAUGUCUUUCGGUUUCAUAAUGAGGACAAAGGAGAGCUCUACAUCACAUGUCACAUUAAUGCUGUACCAGUAUUUGAUGCAGAGGCACCAAAUAAAGCGUGCACUUUUGUAAAUGGAAGAUGGAUAUCAGCUGAUGGUAACAACUACUUAUGUGGGUAUUGUAAAAGCCAAAAUGAAGUGGGCCAAACAUCCAGCAGCCCAGCCAAGUUAAGUCCUCGUGGGUUUGAGAAUGUGGAUGACGCUAAACCCUCAUGGAGGAGUGCAAUGAAGACCAAUACAGUGUGGGAACAGGAGGCCAGAGUUGGUCCAAUGAUGAUCUUGCCUGCCAGGCAAAAAAGUGGGCCUAUACCUCUGGAAGAGCUACCUUCAGUUCUCAAUAAAAUCAGCAGACCUGCACUGUAUAGCAGCCAGUGGAGAAGUGGAACAAAUGACAGAGUUGAUCAGAAAAAGGGACUGCUUCCUGGUUUAUCAUCUACACCAGACCAGGUGGUGGUUCAGACUCUUGGUUCUGAGCAGAAUAAAGAUCUAAAAGGUAAAAUGUGAAACCAUUCUAAAAAUGGCCCUUUGGCAUGUGCUUUUUCAAACCUAGUUUCUCUAAUUCCAGAUAAAGAUGCUGAGGAAAAGUCAUCCCCCGAGGCCCAUCUGAAAACAAAGGCGGCAGUGCUGGACAACACAACAGCUCUCAAUGACGUCAGCCCGACUGCUCAGUUUACUCUGGCUACCAAACUGUUGAAUGGAACUGCGGCAGAAUAUAACAUGACAGACCCAAAAUUAAUUGACCAUUUAGAAGAUGGGACUUCCUUCUGGGAUAUUUUUGGGAUCUGCAUGAAAAAGUCCCUGUUUAGACUGGCCAUGUGCUGGAGUACAAUGCUGAUUCCAGGUCACUCUUUCGCUCUGGCACUGCUGAUAUCAUUUGCUUUUGGUGUUGCAGAUGCCAUUCGAAAUUUAAAAGAUGGACCCAUGAUUGAUGCUGAAGGAAGGGAGUAUAAAUCUGCCGCAUUGAGAACUGAUGCGGAAAACCUCGGCGGACAACAAUUAAAUCACGAAGCCACUGUCCACAUACGAUGCAAAGAAGCGUCCAUGGUCAUUGUGGUAAAGGCUGACCUGUAUAAAAAUGGACGCCUUAUCUCACCUGGAGAGCUGGUUUUGGGAGGAGCCGAGCAUUCACAGAGCAGUCAGUGCCGAGUUGCUGCUGUUGGUGACUCAGAAUUUAUAAUUGAAGCUCCACUGCAAGACUGUGGCUCCGAAUUAACUAUGUCUAAGGAUUCUGUGAUCUACACAAACAAGCUGAUAAUCUCCCCAGCUGGCAGUUACCCUGGCAUUACAAGAAUGAAUAAUGCUGUCCCGGUUUCUUGUCACUAUAAAAGGACAAACAUUGUGAGCAGUAACACUCAGCAGCCUUCCCUGAUCUCCAUUUCUGCGAAGCAUCCAACACCUGCCUUCUCUCUAAAGCGGAUGACCGAUCAUUGGACGGCUGAGACGUUCUCCAGGGUCUUCUACAUUGGAGACCUCCUGCGCCUCGAGGCAUCUUACACUGGUCCUGAUUCAGGACAAAGACAACUCUUCAUAGACAGCUGUGUUGCCACUCUGUCACCUGACGCGACAUCAAUCCCCAGAUACUAUUUAAUUGAAAACCAUGGGUGCCUCAUUGAUGCGACAGAGGACAAAUCAAACGCACUGUUCCAACCCAGAAAGAGGGCUUCUUCUCUUCAACUGCAGCUCGAUGUCUUACUGUUUCACCAGGAUUCAAGGAACACACUAUUUAUAACUUGCCAUUUGAAAGCGACAUCUGAAAUGUGGAAGAGCAGCCCCAUCAACAAGGCCUGCAAUUACAUACAUUCAAGAUGGAUAAAUGUGGAUGGGAGCGAUGUGUGUCAAUGUUGUGACAGUACCUGUUCUCCCAACGACUCUAAAAAUCUGAGACGACUGAUCCCAAAAGAUGUGGCCUGUGAAACUGUAACACUUGGUCCUCUGAUGGUUUUCCCCAGCAAGUAGGCAAGCAACAAAGACCAUAACAAAUGUUUUGUAUUUUAAUGAUCUUGGC